This is a messenger RNA of Haemonchus placei, 390 nucleotides long. The record is from the annotation of a GenBank genome assembly. NCBI's taxonomy places the organism in Eukaryota, Metazoa, Nematoda, Chromadorea, Rhabditida, Trichostrongylidae.
AUGGACCGCUACGAAAUCCUAAGACCAGCUGGGCAAGGAGCAUACGGUAUCGUAUUGCGCGCCAGGAUCAAAGAGAGCGGAAAAACGGUGGCGAUAAAGAAGAUGACCGUCACAUCGCGGAAUCGUUUACAAAUACUGCGAGAGCUCUGUGCACUGAGGAACCUCCACCAUUCAAAAGUUCUGAAGCUAGUGGACGUCUUCUGUUCUCGUGACUCAUUAUCACUGGUCACCGAAUUCGUGCCUUAUCAUUUGAAUGAUAUCAUCACCGAUCCCGGACGUCCAAAAGAUGACAGAUUUCUGAGGUUUCUUUGCAACAGUCUAUUUUUCGAUUGCCUUUUCUAUUUCAUUCUUCCAUCGUUGUUAUUUUACUGCAAUGAAACCUCACGAUAA